This is a messenger RNA of Effrenium voratum, 1239 nucleotides long. The record is from the annotation of a GenBank genome assembly. NCBI's taxonomy places the organism in Eukaryota, Dinophyceae, Suessiales, Symbiodiniaceae.
AUGGCCUGGAGCACCGCGCAGCGCCGAGAGCUGGCCGGCGUCUGCGGGGUGGCUGGCCUGGCAUUCAGUUUCAGGUCGGCGGUGAGCCUGGCGCUGCUGGACAUCACGCGGGACGGCGAUGUCCAGGUGGACAUCGCGGAGGUGGGGAAGCUGAACGCCAGAGGCCAAUUCGCCUAUGCCCUGGGCAAACUGCUGGGUGGCGCGGUGGUGGAUGCAGUGGGCGGCCUUAAGUCGCUGCUGGCGAUCCUGGCGCUGCUGUCCGGCAGCUUCGGCGGCAUGGCGCUAGCCCGGGGCCCGGGGCUGCGCCUCACCGCGUGCUUCGCAACGUCCAGGUUCGCCACAGCAGCGGUGUGGACCGCCGCCGCGGUGAGUUUGCGCAGCUCCUUCUGCCACAACGGUCAGGCGCAGGCUCUGAGCAUCGGGCAAGUCGCCAUGCGCCUGGGCGCUUCCGGUGGCUCCCUGCUCGGCGGACUGCUGUUGAGCCGCCUGAAGACCUGGCGCAAGCUGCUGGCGGCCUACGCUGCCCUGGGCGCCGUGGCCUGUGCCGCGCUCGCCGCCCGCCUGGCGCGCUCCGAAUGGGAAGCCGAAACGGAGCCCAGGGUGUCCGGAGCCUCGGACCAAUCCGUGACCUCUGUGGGCACGGCCCUGAAAACGGCCUUCAAGACACCCAGGCUGUGGCUCCUCUUCGGGUCCACCACGAUGAUCACCCCCACCUUCGACUUUGUGGCCCUGCUGCCGCAGUUCCUGCACGAUAUGUACAAGCUGGAUGACGUGAGCAUUGGGUCGCUCUCCGGAGCUUUUCCUCUUUCCGCACCUCCAGCCAUUCUUCUUGCCGGCACGCUGUUGCCAGCUUUGACUGCGCACGGCAAGGCGGCGGCUUUGUUGGUGGCGCAAACCUGCUCCGCCGGGGGCUUCUUCCUGUUGUCUCGCCGGCCAGCACGAAGUUUGCUGAUGCCCGCCUUGGUCACCAUCGGCGGAGGCUCCGCCCCAGCGCUGUCCUGCAUCCCUCCGGACUGGAUCAUGAGGUGGGGCGGGCCCCGUGCGGGGCUUUUCGCAGGUCUGCACGACGUGCCAGGCAACCUGCUGGCCAUGUUCAUCUACUCACAGGUGCCACGUCUGCUGCAACGGGGCGGCUGGCCAAUGGUGCUGCGCCACUCGGAUGGAAGCCAAAGCAUCCCAGGGCUCUUUGAGAGCCAAUUUGGACGCACAAAACACGACCUUUUUCGCCAACAAAUCUGA